AUGUCACCGAAGCAGAGAAUGCAGUCACUGAGUUUAGUUCUGCUAUUCGUUCGCUCGGACAAAACACGUUCCGUGAACUUUCGGACUGCCAUCCCACCCCACAUUGGAUACAAGAAGUAUGUGCCGCAAGGUCAGCAACCCGGUGAAAAUGAGGCUUACACACAGCUCUGCGACGGGAAGAAUCGCCGAUGUAUUUACUGCAUAGGACCAAUGAAUCAAGUAUUGAAGAUCAUGGAGCUGAAAGGUUAUCAGUCCAAUAGGCUCAAUUGCAGUCUCCCGGAUCUGGUAAUUCAGGAGAAUAUUUACGGCAUUUUGUUUCAGGACGAUGAAUUGCCGUCUAUCACUCAUGCAGGAAGAAAGAAUGAACAUGAAACAUCUCGCACUCGAUACAUGGAAACCGCAACUGGGUGA
This is a messenger RNA of Sclerotinia sclerotiorum 1980 UF-70, 411 nucleotides long. RefSeq lists its product with no specific name. Lineage: Eukaryota; Fungi; Ascomycota; Leotiomycetes; Helotiales; Sclerotiniaceae. The transcript has 2 exons. The coding region runs from base 1 to 411 and encodes 136 amino acids. The record is from RefSeq and is a predicted model, not a curated record.